CCGGCCGCAGCAAAAGAAAGCAGAGUGCAACUGCGAACUCAUUCCUCCUUACUCAAACCCCUAAUUGCUUUAUUGUCUUCCAAUCACAAUGGCCAACGACUCGUCGUUUUUAUUCGCCGGCAUUCGUUUCGAUAGAAAGAAAUUCAGCACCGAUAUUGCCAGGUUCCAGAAAAAAGAUAGCGAUGAUAGCUCGGUGAAUAUUUCGAAUGCGGUUGAAGAUGAAAGCGAGAAAACAAGAGAAGCAGUGGAAGAGAGAGCACCGUCUGCGAAGAAGAGGAAGCGCAAGGGAACGAAAGAAACGAUUGAAGGAUUCAAUGUGUUCAGAAAUUCGACAUCUGAGACACUGUCGAACGAUGAAGUUCGAGAUGAUGAUGAGUCCAUUCAGCUGAAGAAUAAGAAGAAGGAACUAAAUAGGCAACUUGAGCGCGAUGCAAUCUUCAGGAAGAAACACAACAUUCAUGUCUCUGGUUAUAAUGUGCCGUCACCGCUUCAAAACUUUGAUGAGUUGAGAACAAGAUAUAAAUGUCGAUCAUAUUUAUUGCGCAAUCUGGCAGAACUUGGAUUCAGAGAACCAACACCAAUCCAAAGGCAGGCUAUCCCAAUACUUUUACAUGGCCGUGAAUGCUUUGCUUGUGCUCCAACUGGCUCUGGAAAAACCUUUGCAUUUGUGUGUCCCAUACUUAUGAAGCUAAAGGAUCCAGCUAAAGGUGGCAUUCGAGCUGUUAUCCUUUGUCCUACCCGAGAAUUAUCUGCACAAACAUAUCGAGAGUGCAAAAAGCUAGCUAAAGGCAAAAAAUUUCAUAUCAAGUUAAUAACUAAACAGCUUGUAAGAAAUGCUGAUUUUUCGAAAUUUCCAUGUGAUAUACUUAUAUCCACACCACUUCGUUUACGCUUGGCUAUCCGGAGGAAAAAGAUUGAUCUCAGCAGAGUUGAGUAUCUUGUCCUUGAUGAAUCCGAUAAGCUAUUUGAGCCUGUAUUGUUCAAGCAGAUUGAUUCUGUUAUCAAAGCAUGCUCGAACCCCUCCAUAAUACGCUCACUGUUCAGUGCUACUUUACCUGAUUUUGUUGAAGAUCGAGCUCGAGAACUAAUGCAUGAUGCUGUUCGGGUAAUUGUUGGCAGGAAGAAUAUGGCUUCCGAAACAAUAAAGCAAAAAUUGGUUUUUACCGGAAGUGAAGAAGGAAAACUUCUAGCAAUUCGUCAAAGUUUUGCAGAGAGUCUAAAUCCUCCAGUAUUGGUCUUUGUCCAAAGCAAGGAGCGAGCCAAGGAGUUGUACGGUGAACUUGCAUUUGACAACAUUAGAGUUGAUGUCAUCCAUUCUGAUUUGUCUCAAGAAGAGCGAGAAAAUGCUGUUGAUAACUUCAGAGCUGGAAAAACGUGGGUUCUGAUUGCUACUGAUGUAGUGGCUCGGGGCAUGGAUUUCAAAGGUGUGAACUGUGUGAUCAAUUAUGAUUUUCCAGAUUCUGCUGCUGCAUAUGUCCACAGGAUUGGUCGUUCUGGGAGAGCAGGGAGGACUGGAGAAGCAAUUACUUUUUACACAGAAGAAGAUAUUCCGCUUCUGCGGAAUGUAGCUAAUCUUAUGGCAGCAUCUGGCUGUGAGGUUCCAUCCUGGCUCAUGGAGUUGCGCAAAAAGAAAUGGAAGAAACACCGCCCUAAAAGAGAUUCUAUAUCAACCAAACCAGAGCUAUAAGCCUAUGGAAUGGGAAUAUUUUUAACCCUGAAAAUUUGGGUAAUGUUUAUUUCUUAACAGGCCAGGCAGCAUUGUGUUAAGUAAGAUUUUUUGUUCUCUAUCCCAAAAGAAGUAGUUAACGCGAUGAAAAGGGAAGGGGGUUGGGUGGCAAUUGUCGCCGAGAGAGAAUCAUCUUUUAGGUGAAUGCAAUACGGUUGCGGACAUUGUUGCCUACACAAGUCUAAACCAUGGUAAUACGGCUCAUUUUUGUUUUGUAGAAUUGGACCUUCAAUUGCGAAUUGUUGCAAGAUUUUUUUGGGCCCAAAUUCAUUAUUCUGAUUUGCUUCCUUCCUCACUGUAUAAUGAUGAUUGACCCAAUGGCAGGGCAGUCAUUGCUUAGAACAU
Molecule: messenger RNA, 2071 nt
Organism: Gastrolobium bilobum
Lineage: Eukaryota; Viridiplantae; Streptophyta; Magnoliopsida; Fabales; Fabaceae
Product: DEAD-box ATP-dependent RNA helicase 57
Exons: 11
Coding region: 89-1687 (532 amino acids)
Biological process (GO): maturation of SSU-rRNA
Molecular function (GO): RNA helicase activity; nucleic acid binding; ATP binding
Source: RefSeq, a predicted model, not a curated record